Molecule: messenger RNA, 845 nt
Organism: Pleuronectes platessa (European plaice)
Lineage: Eukaryota; Metazoa; Chordata; Actinopteri; Pleuronectiformes; Pleuronectidae
Product: protein ATP6V1FNB
Exons: 5
Coding region: 215-814 (199 amino acids)
Source: RefSeq, a predicted model, not a curated record
GCGGCUCCCUGUGCAGUGUUGUGCAUGUCGAGCAUAUUAUGGCCACAUGGGGUCGCUUUUCAGAAAAACGUUCAAAGAAUUGAAAAGGAGUUCUGGGUAACUGUGUGUGUAUGUGUCAUGUUUCUCUCUGUGUGUGUGUGUGUGUGUCCCUGUGUGUUAUCUGAUCCACAGUGAGAAGCUGAACCUGCUCCGCUCCUCUUCAGGCACAACAGAGAUGCGUGGCUUGUGUACGACUCAGAGUCAGAACUGCUACCGGGAGCAGAUUCAGAAGGAGAUGAUGACUCGUCUGUCCUGGACGAGCCGCUACGCCCCCAGCUCCCCGUCCUGCUGCAGAGUCAACAACCAGCCGAGCACCGAGGCCCCACAGCGGCCUGCAGCGUCGGCCCGGCCCCGGGCUGCCCUGCCUCCUGUUCCAAGCGCACCCAAGAAGAAGCAGAGUGACCUUCCUCCUCCUCCUCCUCCUCUUCUUCCUCCUCCUGAUGAUGGUCGGCUCAGUGUGGCUCCUGCCAUGAGGCCGGUUUCUCCACGGAGCUCAAAGGCUCUUUAUCAGGACUCCUCUCACAACGGGAAAGGUCGGCGCCUGUACCUGCAGAGACGAGGCCGGAUCCCACCUGAGGAGAAGUUUGAGUUCCCUCUGCUCUCGUCCUGGGAGUACGGAUGGAGGCUGGGUGACUUCACGCUGGACUACAGGACCCCCUGCAGAGCCAGGUCCUCGGUGGUGAGGAACACCUUCUUCUCCAGGAACGGUGUGUUCAGCAGCUCGUCAGCCACCGACACGCUGAGCUCAGCCUCCGCCACUAGAGGUCGCUGCUGAGUUCCAGUUCACAGCAGCUAACGGGAUUUCU